This is a messenger RNA of Tilletiopsis washingtonensis, 1456 nucleotides long. Its product is annotated as histone acetyltransferase type B. The coding region runs from base 24 to 1415 and encodes 463 amino acids. The transcript has 2 exons. The record is from RefSeq and is a predicted model, not a curated record. Gene Ontology annotation, biological process: subtelomeric heterochromatin formation. NCBI's taxonomy places the organism in Eukaryota, Fungi, Basidiomycota, Exobasidiomycetes, Entylomatales. Gene Ontology annotation, molecular function: histone binding; histone H4 acetyltransferase activity. Gene Ontology annotation, cellular component: nucleus.
ACCACCACUUCACCCUGCCCGCCAUGCCCGACAAGUGGGUCUGCUCCUCCAAUGACGCCCUGCGCCUCAGCCUCGUGCGCGGCGGCGCCGACGACGAGCCGCUCGUCUUCGCGCCGACGUUCACCUACCCCAUCUUCGGCGAGGCCGAGGCCAUCUACGGCUACGCCAACCUCGCCAUCGCCCUCUCCUUCGCCGCCGCAUCCCUCACGCCCUGCCUGCGCGUCUCUUACGACGCCAAGAACGAGCGCACCACGACCGAGAUCGAUGACGUCGCUGCCAAGAUGCGCGAGAUCCUCCCCGAGGACGAUGUGCUCGACGACGCUGCCGCGCUUGCCGAGCUGGCGCGCCGCGAGCGCUGCGAGGGCGCCUUCAAGCCGCUCGGAGAGCUCGUGCACAGCUACACUCGGCCCGCAGCCGAGCCCAAGAGCGCAGCGGCGGGCAAGGGAAAGGGCAAGGGCAAGGGCCGUGCGCGCGGCCAGGGCGAGAGCAGCAGUGCCGGCGCCUCUUCGUCCGCCGCAGCGCCGGCCGAGGAGCGGCACUUUGAGAUCUACCAUGCCACGUGGGCCACGCCCGGCUUCCGCGAGCUGCAUCGUCGCAUGCAGGUCUUCACGCUGCUCUUCAUCGAGGGCGCCUCGUACAUCCAGGAGGACGAAGCCGCGUGGGAGUGGUACGUGCUGUACGAGCGUCUGCCGCCCGUCUCUCCCGCUGGGCCGCCGGGCUACGCGUUCGCCGGCUACACGAGCCUCUAUCGCUUCUGGUGCUACCCGGCCAGCUCGCGCGUGCGCCUCAGCCAGUUCGUCGUGCUGCCGCCGUUCCAGGGCGCAGGACACGGCUCGGCGCUCUACACGCACGUGCUCGACUCCGUCAUUGCCGCGUCCGACGUGCAGGAGCUCACCGUCGAAGAUCCAAGCGAGGCGUUCGACCGCGUGCGCGACGGCUCGGAUCUGCGCCGCCUCUUCUCGCAGGCCGAUGGCUUUGCCAACGACGCCAAGAAGCACGGCCGUCUGCUGGCGCCCGUCGAUGCCAAGUGGAGCGAGGAGCAGCGCCUGAAACGCAAGAUUGCGCCGAGACAGUGGGGCCGACUCGUGGAGAUGGUCAUGCUGCUCAACCUGGAUCAGGAGGACGUGGCGCAGUGCAAGAAGUACCGCCUGCAGGUCAAGGCGCGCCUCUACCGCCACAACCGCGACGUGCUGAAGCAGAUGACGCGCGCCGAGCGCAUCUCGAAGCUGCACCAGACGUUUGAGAGCGUCGUGGACGAGUACGCCGGCCUGACGGGCGUGGAUGUCGACGAUCUGCUCGACUCGUACAACAUCAUUGAGGAGGAGGAGGAGGAGGAGGGCGAAGAGACCGGCGGCUCUUCUUCAAAGGCGUACGGCAACGGCGGCCCCAGCCGCAAGAUGGCUCGCCUCGGGUAGAGCACACUGUCACGCCGCAAAUGUCACGCAAUGGUCUGUGG